Messenger RNA from Encephalitozoon cuniculi GB-M1, 1518 nucleotides. RefSeq lists its product as uncharacterized. The transcript has a single exon. Gene Ontology annotation, molecular function: ubiquitin binding; ubiquitin protein ligase binding. Gene Ontology annotation, biological process: ubiquitin-dependent protein catabolic process. NCBI's taxonomy places the organism in Eukaryota, Fungi, Microsporidia, Unikaryonidae. Bases 1 to 1518 code for a protein of 505 amino acids. The record is from RefSeq and is marked provisional. Gene Ontology annotation, cellular component: nucleus.
AUGAUAUUCAUCGUUCGUGGCCCUGAAGGCCAGAGACGGGUGGAGGUAGACGAGUCUAAGGUGCUUGGGCCCCAGUUGCUUGCGUUCUUCGAGGUGGGGCAGAUAUCUGUGUUCUCUGCUCCGGACGGCAAGGGUGAGCUUGACAAGAGCCAAGCUCCAGAUGCCCUGGGACUUAGGAAUGGACAAGUUCUAUAUGUCGAGUACGAAAAGAAGAGAGAUGUGCCGAAGCCGAAGCAGGACUGCUCCAAGGGCAUAAAGAGAGAGAAAGACAGCAUGAUGUGCCAGCACGACUCCAAUGCGAUGUGCAGUAACUGUGCACCCUUGGACCCUUGGGACGAGAAGUACUACAAGGACAACAUGAUCAAGUAUCUCAGCUUCGGGUCGUACUGCGAGAUGAUGAAGAGCAAGAAAAAGGAGCUAGGGGUUGAGAGCUACUCUGUGGGGACAUGCGAAGACCAUGGACCCCAUGCAAAGUGCAACAGAUGCCAGGAAAAGAACAUAAUACUGGCGCCUCAGGUGUUCCGAAUGGUUGACCAUGUCGAGUUUGACGGGAAGCAUCUGGUGGAGAACUUUAUCAGGAACUGGAGGGAGAGCGGAAGACAGAGAUUUGGGUUUCUUGUGGGGAGGUACAUGGACCAUGAGAUGAUCCCUCUGGGGACAAAGGCAGUUGUCUCCGGGAUAUGGGAGCCAGAGCAGGAGGACUAUCCAGAUGGAUUUGUAAUAACAGGGUCCAUGGAUGCUCCCUUUUCCGGCACAGGGCUGGAGAUAGUCGGAAUGAUAUACACCGACAUCUUGAUGGAGAGGGGAAGUGUUACAAGUGACAAGGUUGCCAAGGGCUACUUCCUGUCGUCCCUAGAGAUUGAGUUUAUAGCAAAGAUGCAGCUGAUGCAUCCGCAUACAGUAAGAGAUGGCGGACGUGAAAUGGAGUUCGGAUCGAGACUUGCAACUAUAGUUGUUACCGCAGAAAAGGAUGGAAGUAUCGGGCUCCAAGAGUACCAGGUAAGCAAUCAGUGCAUGGCACUUGUCAAGGGGGGCUACAUCCUUCCCACGGAAGACCCGAGAAGGUUCCUGGCGACAAGAGACAUUUUUUAUAGAACAAAGGCAGAGGAGGCAAUGGUCAAGGCGGAUCCCUAUCUCCCGGGAGAGUUUUUCCUGGUGAAGCUAACACACGGGUGUAAGCCAAAUCCCCUCUUCAGGAGCAUCGACUUCAUUCCAAAGAAGUUUGGAGACAGGAAGAUGGCAGAAUACUUUGGGGGAGAUUUUUCGAUGGAAAGAUUCUCGAACUUCACCCUUCUGACAAGAAUACAGGGGGUCUUCUCCAACUGGAAGGAUCUUCUCAAGUGCAUAGUCGAGAGGGACGAAGAUAAGUUCAGGGCCAUCUCCAGCUCGGAAGACUUUAAGAGCUUUGUAUCCAGCAUGGAGAGGUAUAGAUCCGCUGGGUGGGAAUGCAAGAUGUGUACUUUUAUUAACGAGAAGAACUCGUGCACCUGUGAAAUGUGCAACAGCACUCGAGACUGA